Messenger RNA from Manduca sexta (tobacco hornworm), 1481 nucleotides. It is a transcript of the gene IFT52, whose product is annotated as intraflagellar transport protein 52 homolog. Gene Ontology annotation, cellular component: centriole; intraciliary transport particle B; cilium. Gene Ontology annotation, biological process: cilium assembly; intraciliary transport. NCBI's taxonomy places the organism in Eukaryota, Metazoa, Arthropoda, Insecta, Lepidoptera, Sphingidae. The record is from RefSeq and is a predicted model, not a curated record.
AUGUCUGUGAUUGGUCGAGAGACCGAUGCGUCAGUGACGUUUUUCAGAAACCGCGAGGAGCUUACACCGAACAUUUUGCAAGACGUGAAGAUAUUAGUGGUACCAGGGCCGCAGAAUGUGUUCAACGACGAAGAACUGGCCAGCAUGAAAGGUAUGGUGGAGAGAGGGGACUCUGUGCUGGUGGCGAUGGUCGACGGUGGCGAGGAACGCAUGAACACCAACAUCAACUUCUUCCUCGAAGAGUAUGGAAUCGUCGUUAACAAUGAUUGCGUGGUUCGCGCUAAGUACCACAAGUUUUACCAUCCCAAGGAGUGUCACAUAUCAAACGGUAUACUGAACCGGGCAGUCACGAAAUACCUCAUGAAAAUGGUCAAUUAUUCCAGUGAAUCCGAUGAUUACCUAGAGGAUCCGGCCACUCCAAACUUCGUGUACCCUUACGGGGCGACGUUGACCGUCAAAAAACCGGCAGCCGCCAUACUGUCGAGCAGCGACGUGUGCUACCCGGUCAAGAGACCGGUCGCAGCCUUGUACACGUCUGAGAGAAGUGGUGGAAAACUGUUCGUGAUCGGCUCCGGACACUUCUUCGCGGACCAGUAUCUAGAGAGCGAAUGCAACGAUCUGAUCAGAGAGAUGGUGUUCAACUACCUCGGCGGAGUUAGCGACUUGCAUCUCAACCCCGUGGAUGUAGACGAUCCUGAUAUAAACGAGUACCGCACGCUGGGCGACACGGCGUGGCUGAGCUCCGUACCGCUGCCCGAGCCGGCGUCGACGCCGCCGCCGCGCCUCGCGCCGCUGCACCCGCACGCGCUCUUCACCUGGCGACUGUUCUCACUCAACCUGGCGCAUCUGCCCGAAGUACUAGGACUGUAUGAAGAGUUAGGAGUGAAACACGAACAGCUGCGUCUGAUCGCUCCACAGUUCGAGACGCCGUUCCCUCCACUACAGCUGGCUGUGUUUCCACCCACGUUCAGAGAGCCGCCUCCGCCGCCGCUGGAACUGUUCGACCUGGACGAGGCGUUUAGCUCGGAGCGGUCGCAACUAGCCAGACUCGCGAACAAAUGCUCCCAGCCUGUUACGUCUAGAAUGGGACAAGGCGAUGGUCGGCAGCUGGAGAACGAGCUGGAGUACUUGGUGCGCGAGUGCGGCCGCGUGGUGCGCUUGUCUCGCGCGCUGCCCGCGGACGGCGCAUGCGCCAAACUCAUACUGCACCAGCUCGCCACACAACUCGCCACCUACAAGAAGAUAGCGCCGAAGGACUAGGAAAUAUAUAUUGAAAUAACCUACUUUCACUAUUUUAUGGAUUUUAUUUAUUAAGACACAUCAAUACAAACAUAUAAAAUGACUAUAAUAUCUUUCAACUGGUCCUUACAUUUGUGGUAGAUUAUGAAAAUGUAUGUAUUGUUAAUUCUUUUUUUGGUCUUUUGCGAUACGUCACCGCAGUGAACUGAUGUAAUGUAUAAAUUGUUUUAUUUAUGAAUAAA